UGUCCUUUUUAGAAGAAAAAAAAGAAAGAAAACUCAUAUUUCAUGGAGAGUUUAUGACUUUGUUUGAUCUCUUGUUUCAGGCUGGAAUCUUUCAUCAUGGCACACUUCUCCCUACUUCUCCAUGUAUCAAUUAUCUUGAUCCAAUGUUCACAAAGUCUUGCAACACAGGUAAACCUAGGCCCGCGAAGAUGUCAUGAAGAUUUAAAAGAAAAGACUGCUAUGUGUGGUGACAUGGGUUUUAAUUCUGUUCCUCAACAUCUCCCAGAUGGCAUCGAGGUUCUACAACUGGAAAACAACAACAUAUCUUCUCUACUGAAUUCUUCAUUUACAAGAUAUCCUCUCAUUGCCAAACUAGAUCUUUCAACUAAUCACAUUAACGUGAUAGAAAAUGCAGCUUUCCACCCUCUAAAGAAUUUACUGCGACUGGAUCUUUCUUGGAACCCACUCUAUGUGUUUCAAGGUACAGGUAUUUUCAAAUACACAAGGAAUCUAUCGUACUUAGAUAUGUCAAACUCAUUUGUGAAGUCAAUCCCUUAUGAUAUGCUGGCAUGGAGUCCCAAACUGGAUACUUUAAAUCUUGGGUUUACUCUGCUCACCAUUAUAAAUUUAAGCUCGUGUGGUAGGGUAAAGACCGUCGAUCUGACAGAUAACUUGAUUACAAACUUAACAGUAAAUACUUUCAAUUUCUCCUGCAAUACUGAUACUUUAAAGAUUUAUGGGAACUACAUCAGAUCAGUGGAUCCAAAAGUUAUUGCGUCGCUUCAUGUGAAAUCUUUAAGAUUCAAAUCUGAUACAAUAACAACAAAGACGUUGAGUAGCAUAUUCCGAGGAAUAUCCAAUUCAUCAAUAAAGAGUUUUAAAAUAUCAGAUGGCAUCAAUAUUAACUUCUCUUCGCCAGGCUUAUUUGACCCACUGCGAGAUUGUUCUCUAGAAAACCUCGACCUCUCUCUAAACGGUAUACGCUCUCUAUCUCCUUAUAUUUUUUCAAAUCUGACAAGUGUGAGGAAAUUUAUCCUUGCUUACAACGAUAUCAUUGCUGUCCAACCCGAAUUCUUCUUCGGCAUGCAAAUGCUAAGAGUAUUAGAUAUGACAAAUACUCAGCUUAAACGCAUAGAUAAACAAGUCAUACCAUGGUCAUGGAGUUUGGGAUUGUCUGAGUUAUGUUUACCUAAUAAUCAGUUCACUGCUAUAUAUAGAGAUAUGUUUACAUGGUUACAUAACCUUACGAAUUUAAAUUUGUCCUCGAACAAAUUGCUCACCUACAUAGAGGAAGGUUCUUUCAUUGAUCUGAAGACAAUUGAAGUAAUUGAUCUAUCUGAUUGUAAAAUUAUGAAAUUUCAUAGCAUAGAAGUCCCAAACUUAAAAUCCCUCUACCUUAAUAAUAUGAUAGGCCUAUGGUUAUUUUUUGGACAUCUACGUCCCUUUAAAAGACUGCAUCUUCUGGAACAUUUAGAGAUGACGAAUGUAGAAAUUUCUAAUGACGACCUUUGGGACCCAGGCAUGAAUACAUCUCUUUUCGACGGUCUGUUCAACCUCAAAACUUUAAAUCUGAGCAAAAGUCAACUAUCGAAUUUGCAUGGUGAUCAUAAUCCGGAUCUGCCGCCCGAAGUUUUGCGACAGCUCUCCGUUUUACAAAUCCUCUCUCUAGAAGACUGUGAUCUGUCAGACCUUCAUCCGGAAGCUUUCUCAGGAUUGGAAUCACUUCAGAUGCUUAUACUUAGAAACAACAACCUAGAAAAGUUAUCGGCUGUUCUUUUCAAGCAAUUACUUAAUAUAACAAUCAUUGACCUUAGUGAUAACCUUCUGACGGACCUAGAUCGAGGGAUUUUUACCAGCAACCGAGGACUAAAAAUGCUCCUUCUUUCAAAUAACAAAUUAACGCGUCUUGACCAAAGUGCCUUUAAAUCGAUACAAACUUCUCUUUUAUCAAUUGAUCUAUCAACUAACCCGAUAAAUUGCGAAUGUGAUCUAAGCUGGCUCAUGGACUGGCUAAGUGGGUCACUUAUCCUCCAAAAUACCAAUAAAACUAUUUGUGCAUCAGAUUCUUUAGAGCCUCUUCAGGACCAGCACUUGAUCGAAUUUGAUCCUAAAGAGUUUUGUAGCAUCGACAUCGUCAUCAUCUGCCUUCCUUCCUUGGCAAUCAUCUGCCUAAUUUUGAUCAUUGGACUCACGUAUCACAACCGUUGGCAGUUAAGGUACAAAUUGUUUCUUGUGAAACUAGCAGCCAUCGGCUACAAGGAGAUGCGAGAUGCUCGGGACCAUAAUGACUAUGAGUUUGAUCUGAAUGUUAUAUUUUAUGAUGAUGACGAAGACUGGACUCGCGAACAUCUCCAACCGGCUAUCGCAGAACGGCUUCCGCAGUUUCAGAGGAAUGUCUUUGGCGAUGAUGAACUCGUGUUGGGAAUGUAUUACUUAGACGCAGUCGACUACGUGGUGAGCCACAGUUAUAAGACCGUUGUUAUCCUCAGCAGAGCUGCAGUUCGUGAUCGAUGGUUUAUACUUAAAUUCCGUACAGCAAUGGACCAUGUAAGUGAUAUCGGAACAGAAUUCGUAGUGGUGAUCUUCCGUGAGGACAUCCCAGAUGAUGAGAUGCCGUUCUUGGUGAGAUUGUUCCUCAGCGAUGGUAGACCUUAUAUUUACUGGACAGAUGAUGUGAGAGGACAUGAGUAUUUCUUCGAAGAAUUAACCAAACAUCUUACCAUUAAUCUUCGCACCAAUGAUAGGCUACCUGUCGAAUAGGUGUGCAACAUG
Lytechinus variegatus (green sea urchin) is the source of this 2751-nucleotide messenger RNA. Its product is annotated as toll-like receptor 3. The record is from RefSeq and is a predicted model, not a curated record. Lineage: Eukaryota; Metazoa; Echinodermata; Echinoidea; Temnopleuroida; Toxopneustidae. Bases 97 to 2739 code for a protein of 880 amino acids. Gene Ontology annotation, molecular function: protein binding; transmembrane signaling receptor activity. Gene Ontology annotation, cellular component: membrane. Gene Ontology annotation, biological process: immune response; toll-like receptor signaling pathway. The transcript has a single exon.